GUUGCCGCUCCCGGCUUGCACUUACGGUUGCGGCUCUCAGACGGGUGGGAGGGAACCAAAGUCGCCGGUAAAGGCGGCUCUGACCCGCUCCGAGCGCCAACGCAGCCUCCGUAGCCCGCAAGUCUUCGUCGCUUGCUCCGGGCUCUCGAGUCCGGGGCCACCAGGGGCCGCGGCGCUGGGGGGUCGUUCGAGCUGCGAGGAUCCGGGCUGCCCGCGAGGCGAAGGGCGGGUGCCCAGGAUGGGAUGUGUGAAGUCCAGGUUCCUCCGAGAAGGAAGCAAGGCCUCAAAAAUAGAGCCAAAUACCAACCAGAAGGGCCCUGUGUAUGUGCCGGAUCCCACGUCCCCCAAGAAGCUGGGACCGAACAGCAUCAACAGCCUGCCCCCGGGGGUCGUGGAGGGCUCUGAGGACACCAUUGUGGUCGCACUGUACGACUAUGAGGCCAUUCACCGUGAAGACCUCAGCUUCCAGAAGGGAGACCAGAUGGUGGUUCUGGAGGAGUCUGGGGAGUGGUGGAAGGCCCGUUCCCUGGCUACCAAGAAAGAAGGCUAUAUCCCAAGCAAUUAUGUGGCUCGAGUUAACUCUUUGGAGACUGAGGAGUGGUUCUUCAAGGGUAUCAGCCGGAAGGAUGCAGAGCGCCACCUGCUGGCUCCCGGGAACAUGCUGGGCUCCUUCAUGAUCCGGGACAGUGAGACCACCAAAGGGAGCUACUCACUGUCUGUUCGAGACUUUGACCCCCAGCACGGAGACACGGUGAAGCAUUAUAAAAUCCGGACACUGGACAGUGGAGGCUUCUACAUCUCUCCGAGGAGCACCUUUAGCAGCCUGCAGGAACUUGUCGUCCACUACAAGAAGGGGAAGGAUGGGCUCUGCCAGAAGCUGUCAGUACCCUGCGUGUCUCCCAAACCCCAGAAGCCAUGGGAGAAAGAUGCCUGGGAGAUUCCUCGAGAAUCCCUCCAGAUGGAGAAGAAACUCGGAGCCGGGCAGUUUGGAGAAGUGUGGAUGGCCACCUACAACAAGCACACCAAAGUGGCGGUGAAGACAAUGAAGCCAGGGAGCAUGUCUGUGGAGGCCUUCCUGGCAGAGGCCAACCUGAUGAAGACGUUACAGCACGAUAAACUGGUGAAGCUGCACGCCGUGGUCUCUCAGGAGCCCAUCUUUAUUGUCACCGAGUUCAUGGCCAAAGGAAGCCUGCUGGACUUUCUCAAGAGCGAAGAAGGCAGCAAGCAGCCACUGCCAAAACUCAUUGACUUCUCAGCCCAGAUUUCAGAGGGCAUGGCUUUCAUUGAGCAGAGGAACUACAUCCACCGAGACCUCCGGGCUGCCAACAUCUUGGUUUCUGCAUCACUGGUGUGUAAGAUCGCUGACUUUGGACUGGCACGGAUCAUCGAGGACAAUGAGUACACAGCUCGGGAAGGAGCCAAGUUCCCCAUCAAGUGGACAGCUCCUGAAGCCAUCAACUUUGGCUCCUUCACCAUCAAGUCAGAUGUCUGGUCCUUUGGUAUCCUGCUGAUGGAAAUCGUCACCUACGGCCGGAUCCCUUACCCAGGUAUGUCAAACCCAGAAGUGAUCCGGGCACUAGAGCAUGGGUACCGUAUGCCUCGACCAGAUAACUGCCCAGAGGAGCUCUACAGUAUCAUGAUCCGCUGCUGGAAGAACCGUCCAGAGGAACGGCCCACUUUCGAAUACAUCCAGAGCGUGCUGGAUGACUUCUACACGGCCACCGAGAGCCAGUAUCAGCAGCAACCUUGAUGGGCGGGGAGAACAUGAGCAGAGCCAGAAGCCCCAUCAGGGCCUUGACAUGUUCGACCUGCUGGGCCCACUCUCAGACGCCCCCUCCCCCACAUUCCAGCUGUCAGUGGAGGGAGAGGACUUCACAAUCUCUUUUUGACUCUAGUCAUCUGCAAUCUGCCAUUCUCAGGGCCUCCAAAUUGGUGUUUCUCAUUUGCCUGGAAUGACUGAAUUCAAUCUAUAGCUGUGAUUUAAGUGGGAAGCUGUUAAAAUAGUAUUUAAAUAAAAGAUAUGUGUGUCAAA
Messenger RNA from Rattus rattus (black rat), 2032 nucleotides. RefSeq names its product HCK proto-oncogene, Src family tyrosine kinase (gene Hck). The transcript is spliced from 13 exons. Bases 239 to 1750 code for a protein of 503 amino acids. The record is from RefSeq and is a predicted model, not a curated record. Gene Ontology annotation, molecular function: signaling receptor binding; ATP binding; non-membrane spanning protein tyrosine kinase activity. NCBI's taxonomy places the organism in Eukaryota, Metazoa, Chordata, Mammalia, Rodentia, Muridae. Gene Ontology annotation, cellular component: extrinsic component of cytoplasmic side of plasma membrane. Gene Ontology annotation, biological process: protein phosphorylation; innate immune response; cell surface receptor protein tyrosine kinase signaling pathway.